UCAAAAUAAUAUGUUGAAAUUACCAGAACCUUCUGAACGUGAACACAGAAGGAUUAUUGCAAGAUAUAGAGAUGGAGGACAAAUAAAAUCAGCACCAAGACCAGGUCUUAUGAAAAUUGUUAAAAAAGAUAGAACACAAACUCUCUUUGAUCCUAUUAACCAGUUUAAUGAAAUAAAUAAUUCAUCUAAAGAUUGUUUAACAUGGUAUUGUUUAAGAAGAAAUUGGAUUAAUGAAUGGGAUUUAAUAAUAUGGAGUGAUGAACCACGUUUUGAAAUAUUUCUCAUUAUAUGUGGCAUAGACCUUAAGAAAAAUAUGACAUUGACUGUUUAA
Molecule: messenger RNA, 331 nt
Organism: Entrophospora candida
Lineage: Eukaryota; Fungi; Glomeromycota; Glomeromycetes; Entrophosporales; Entrophosporaceae
Source: the annotation of a GenBank genome assembly